AAUUGAGUAUCCGGGUAAAAAGCAAAGUGGAGUACUUUGGAGGGGAUACCCAUGUGAUCUACACUCUACACCCCGUGCCGUCUCGUCGCCAUUCAUUUCUCUUGAUCUCAGCGUAACGUGCAACAACGUUUUCGGAGAAAUAUAUUUUUUAAUAAAAACUUUAAAUCGCCGAUAUUUUUUAAUCACUUAUAUUCAAGAUGUACAGACUACCUGGACUGAUGCGUAGCGUAGCGUCGCGACAAAUGCAGCUACAAGCUCGUUCAUACGCAAAGGACGUGCGUUUCGGCGUUGAUGUGCGUGCUACAAUGUUAAAAGGAGUUGACAUUCUAGCUGACGCUGUUGCAGUUACAAUGGGACCCAAAGGUCGCAACGUGAUCAUCGAGCAAAGCUGGGGCAGUCCCAAGAUCACCAAGGACGGUGUGACUGUCGCUAAAAGCAUUGACCUGAAAGACAAAUUCCAGAAUAUCGGUGCUAAGUUGGUUCAGGAUGUCGCCAACAAUACUAAUGAAGAGGCUGGUGAUGGUACGACUACUGCUACAGUAUUGGCCCGUGCCAUUGCUAAAGAUGGUUUUGAAAGAAUUAACUCUGGAUCAAACCCCGUUGAAAUUAGACGCGGAGUUAUGUUGGCUGUCGAAACUGUCAAAGAUGAACUGAAGAAAAUGAGCAAACAGGUGACGACACCCGAGGAAAUUGCUCAAGUCGCAACAAUUUCUGCCAACGGUGACACUUUGAUUGGUAAGUUGAUUUCAGACGCUAUGAAGAAAGUUGGCAAGGAAGGAGUGAUUACAGUAAAGGACGGAAAGACAUUGGAAGACGAUUUGGAAAUAAUUGAAGGAAUGAAGUUUGACAGAGGCUACAUUUCUCCUUACUUCAUUAAUUCUACCAAGGGAUCCAAGGUUGAGUUCCAAGAUGCAUUGGUGUUGUUUAGCGAGAAAAAAAUCUCGUCGAUCCAAAGUAUCGUUCCAGCUUUAGAAUUAGCGAAUUCAAUGCGAAAACCACUGGUGAUUAUUGCUGAAGACAUUGAUGGUGAGGCACUGACUACCCUCGUAAUCAACAGACUCAAGAUUGGUCUCCAAGUGGCUGCUGUUAAGGCUCCAGGCUUCGGUGACAAUCGCAAAGCCACUCUUCAGGACAUGGCUAUCUCUACAGGUGGAAUUGUCUUUGGAGACGAAGCCAAUCUUGUUAAAAUUGAAGACGUUCAGGCCAGUGAUUUGGGACAGGUUGGAGAGAUCAUUAUCACCAAAGAAGACACUCUCUUGCUGAAAGGCAAAGGAAAUCAAGCUGAUGUUGAAAGACGAGCAGAGUACCUCAGAGAUCAAAUUGAUAAUACAACCUCUGAGUACGAAAAAGAAAAAUUACAAGAACGAUUGGCUAGACUUGCUGCUGGAGUCGCGGUUCUCAGAAUUGGAGGCAGUAGCGAAGUUGAAGUCAAUGAAAAGAAAGACAGAGUUAACGACGCUUUGAACGCCACGCGCGCUGCUGUUGAGGAAGGAAUCGUUCCCGGAGGUGGUACCGCUCUUCUAAGAUGUGCUCCAGCAUUGCAGCAGCUCAAACCAGACAACGCCGAUCAGGCAUUAGGUAUCAAAAUUAUAGAGAAAGCACUUCGUCAACCAUGCUUCCAAAUAGCAACAAAUGCAGGAGUUGAUGCUGGUGCCGUGGUAGCUAAAGUAUCUGAAGGCAAGGUUGGCUAUGACGCUAUGAAUGAUAAAUACGUAGACAUGAUCGAAGCUGGAAUCAUCGACCCAACGAAAGUUGUGCGAACGGCCCUGACUGAUGCCGCUGGUGUAGCUUCGUUACUCGCUACCGUUGAAAGUGUUGUCUGCGACGUCCCUAAGGAAGAUGCACCUAUGGGUGCGAUGGGUGGUAUGGGAGGUAUGGGUGGUAUGGGCGCUAUGGGAGGUAUGGGUAUGUAAAAAAUUAAAUAGCUUCGUUGUAAUGAUUUUACAAAUUCAUUUAAAAAUCAUGCAUUUGUGAGUAACUAAUUUUUUAAUUUCUGUCUCAAGUACUUGUUAUAGUUGUAUACAUUCAUAUUAAUAAGUUGAUGAUUAGUUAAAAAAUCCAAGCUGGACUGGACAUUGGAUUUUGAUGUUGUAUACAUACAUUCCUGAAGCUUUUAAAUUAAUGGUCCAUUUCUUUUUGUUUUUUUAUUUACGCAUCAUUGGCUUUAAUUAAAUAACAAAAUGUUAUUCACAAAUGCA
Messenger RNA from Cotesia glomerata, 2198 nucleotides. It is a transcript of the gene Hsp60A, whose product is annotated as heat shock protein 60A. Bases 198 to 1913 code for a protein of 571 amino acids. Gene Ontology annotation, cellular component: mitochondrial inner membrane; mitochondrial matrix. Gene Ontology annotation, molecular function: ATP-dependent protein folding chaperone; protein-folding chaperone binding; ATP binding. The transcript is spliced from 3 exons. The record is from RefSeq and is a predicted model, not a curated record. Gene Ontology annotation, biological process: protein refolding; mitochondrial unfolded protein response; protein import into mitochondrial intermembrane space. NCBI's taxonomy places the organism in Eukaryota, Metazoa, Arthropoda, Insecta, Hymenoptera, Braconidae.